AUGGCCUCUCUGGAUCUGCCAUACCGCUGUCCUCGCUGCGGGGAGCACAAGCGCUUCCGAAGCCUGUCGUCCUUACGUGCCCACCUGGAGUACAACCACACGUACGAGACCCUCUACGUCCUCUCCAAAUCCAACAGUGUGUGUGACGCUGCUGCUCUGCUGCCGCUUGUGGCUGAGGGAGCUCUCCUCGCACCUGCCAACAACAACGACCUGUUUGAGCCGCUGCGGCCUUCAGCUUUAAAGGAGCGCCGGUUUCCUUGUCGUGAGCUUCCUUGUGCGGAUGACUUGAGUCUGACCCCGGCUAACUCCAACACUGCAGCCCGGUAUAUUCCCAAUGUGGAGUUUCCCCAUGGGGAGAUUUUUAUGAAGAAAGCCAUGACAUCUGCAGACCCAGGUCCCCAUGGCAACCCCAGCACUGCUGUAGCAGUGGCAGCUAAUGUAGCGGCUAGUGCAGUGGAGGCAGCCUACGAGGAGGGCCUGGCCAGGCUUAAGGCUCGGGCGUUUGAACGGCUGGAGCUGGAUGAAAGGCUUGAGAAGCUGUCUGAAGAGGUGGAGCAGAAAAUAGCGUCCCGCGUAGGUCGUCUUCAGUCAGAGCUUGAGAGGAAGAGCUCCGAGCUGGAGCGGGCCAAGAUGGAGAGCGAACAGCUGAGCCAGGAGAAACAAGAUCUGGAGGACAAGGCCUCCGAGCUCUCUCGACAGGUGGACGUCUCUGUGGAAAUGCUGGCCAACCUCAAACAGGACCUGGUGAACAAAGAGCAGGAGCUCAACCACAAACAACAGGAAGUCGCCCAGAUUGACCAGUUCCUUCAGGAGACGGCGGCACGUGAAGCCAAUGCCAAAGUGCGGCUGCAGCAGUUCAUCGAGGAGCUGCUGGACCGAGCGGAUCGCGCCGAGAAACAGCUCCAGAUCAUCAGCAGCUGUGGUACCACACCGAACGGCAGCCUGGGACGCUGCAGCCUGCAGGCCUCAAAGGGCAAUGGACGCCAGAGAAACUCCAGCAACUCUGGAAGCACAAGAGGCAUGUACCAAGUGUCCGACCGACGCUCGUCCCCCAGCACAGGAGCAUCAGGGCGGAUUAAGUCCGUCUCACAGGGCUCUGGCGGUUACGACAGUGACAGCGUUGAGAUGCAUCCCAUGGAGGACUGUCCCGAGGCUCAGUGCUAUCACAUGCAGUGCCAGCUGGGUGAGGGUGGUUAUGAGCGCUCCCCUGGAGGUGGAGGUGGAGGAUCGAGGAACUGGGGUCUUCGUAAACAGGCUAUCCAGAACUGGCAACGGCGACCUUACAGGAACAGCACCGAAGGCGAGGAAGGGGACAUGUCUGACGUGGGCUCCCGGACCACCGAAUCUGAGGUGGAGAUGUGGGAACAAGAGAGGAGAACUGUGGCUGAAGUCCAGCAGUCUGCCCCUCCCUAUGCUCACCACGGCAGGGCAGGCUAUCGCCCUAACACAGGUCGGUCUGAUGGGGUCUACAAGCCAUGCCGCCAUGAAAAGAGCCCGUCCAGAUCCAACGAGGUGAUCAGUCCAGAGAUCCUGAAGAUGCGUGCAGCUCUCUUCUGUAUCUUCACCUAUCUGGAUACUAAAACCCUGCUGAGAGCGGCUGAGGUCUGCCGGGACUGGAAGUUUGUGGCUCGUCACCCAGCUGUGUGGACCAGAGUGCUGCUAGAGAACGCUCGCAUUUCUUCCAAGUUUCUGAGCACAAUGUCUCAGUGGUGCACUCAGACACACUCCCUCAUCCUGCAAAACCUCAAACCAAGACAGCGGGGCAAGAAGGAAACCAAGGACGAGUAUGGUAAAAGCACACGUGGCUGUCUGGAAGAAGGUCUGGAGGCGUUGUUAAAGGCCACAGGAAGCAACCUUCUGAUACUGAAGAUUUCACACUGCCCCAACCUGCUGACCGAUCGCUCCCUCUGGCUGGCCAGCUGCUACUGCCGAGCUCUGCAGGCUGUAACCUACAGAAGUGCCACAGAUCCAGUUGGCCAGGAGGUGAUCUGGGCCCUUGGAGCAGGUUGUAGAGACAUCAUAUCCCUACAGGUGGCGCCACUACAUCCAUGUCAACAGCCUGCUCGUUUCAGUAACCGAUGCCUGCAGACAAUUGGAAGAUGCUGGCCACACCUCCGUGCUCUUGGUGUGGGCGGGGCUGGAUGUGGCAUUCAGGGGCUCGCCUCGCUUGCGAGGAACUGCAUGCGACUGCAGGUGCUGGAGUUGGAUCAUGUGAGUGAAAUCAACCAGGAGGUGGCAGCAGAGGUUUGCAGAGAGGGCUUGAAAGGUCUGGAGAUGCUGGUGCUCACUUCCACACCAGUCACCCCCAAAGCCCUGCUCCACUUCAACAGCGUUUGCCGCAACCUGAAGUCUGUCGUGGUUCAGAUUGGUAUAGAAGACUACUUUGAGGACCCCAACAGUCCUGAAGCUAGAAAACUGUUUGAUGAGAUGGUUAACAAGCUUCAGGCUCUGAAAAAGAGACCAGGCUUCUCCAAAAUCCUCCAUGUGAAAGCAGACAGUCUCUGCUAACAUCAUUUGUGCAGAUUCUUCAAGUCUUGGAGAGGCGCCAUCUUGGCUCGGUCAAUCAAAAAGACCCAGCUGUUUUGAGCCCGCUCCACAGGGUUGAAAAAGUCUGCAGCACCGACAGAAACGACAGAAGAUCGCCAUGAUGAACCAGGGCCGAGGCUCAAUGUGCAUACUCCCAUAACUCUUACACUAUUGCACGAGCGUUUUCUCCAAUGUGCCAUUAAUGAGGGAAGAGGGACCAUGGACAGAAAGUUAAGUUAUACAUACUCCAGAUGUAUACAGGUGUUACGGUGUUUAUCAUACUUAACCAUACUAAACAGUGCCAUUCCUAUUCGUAGUGCUCAUCAUGGCUGAGGCCUCCCUUUUCAGCUGACACCAUGUGGCUCCCUCUGCUGGAUUUCCAAGCACUUACACAGCCAACGGCCAGCUGCUGUGAUUUGACACGUUGUACCCUUUGCAGCAAGGAACAUGUAUCACCUUUUACUAUUUUGCAGAACUCAAAACCAAGAGAUCGCCUCCUCAGUAUCAUCUUCAAAUUAGGAAUUUGAUUUGGUGUGAUUCAUGGCUACAAUUUAGUUGAGCCUACGUCGCAGAAAAUCUCAAGAAGUAUGAGUAGCAAUACUGUGGUGGCACUUAGUGUACGCUCCUCUGUGCGGCAGGUAACUUAACACAUCAAGAUCAGUUUAUUAUUCACAAGGAAUAAUACUGUCUUCUGGCUCUGGAGGAAGUCUGAGAAAAUAAUCGUUGGAAUGUUAUCAGGCUGUUUUCGGCUUUGAAAACUACAAAUUUAUAGCACAUAAAGAUGCAUUAAAAGCUGGGGCAUGUAGUCUGAAGAAAUGUGGAAAGAUGCGUUUACAAAUACGGUCUGUAGAAAAUACUAUUAAUGGGAAUUUCUUCAGCUUGACCAAUACUGGGGACCAAAAGUCAGGAUUCUGCCUCUGCUGCGUAGGUUUUUUUCCAUCUCUUAUGAGUCCCCAAACAUUAUGAAAGUGCAAUACUAAAUCACUGGAGCUCUUAUUAGACAUUCACAAUCACUUUGCUUUCGAGAAAACAUGCACACAGUUUUGACAUGGGUUGAAAAAUGAUUCACACAUCUAGUAGAACAUCAUCAGCUUGCAACAUGUUUACCGUUUGAGCUUGCGCACCUCAUUUUUCUCUACAACACGUGUUAACAUUCGUGGGCACGAUGACCGUUUUCCACGAAGGCCGAGCAGGCGUUCGUCACGGGGGCUCUUUUAAAGUCACUGACAAUUAGAGUUGCCAGCUGAUGUUUUGGGGUCUCUGCUUUAUUGUCAAACAUGUUCAUGCGGACUUGUGUAGCUGCAUAUUUUAGUGAUGAUGUUCCAGGUGAAUGUGAGAGAACAGGUGUGGAUGUUCAUUUAUUUUUGUUCUUCCAGUACUGCAUAUUAUUAUCUUAUACUGGUACUGAGUCAUUGGAGAGAAAGGUGUAAAACACAAUAGCGAAAACACAAAGCACUUGUUGAUUUUAAGUUUUAGACAAUCCUGCCGUCGCUAUCAGCUACUCUGUACAUACUGUUUGUAAAAAAAAAAGGAAAAAAAAGUGAAAAAAGGACCGACAUUUGAUGUUAUAUAAUAAUACGGUCUUCGUUCGGUAAGCAUUUUCUCUCCAAAGUUGAAUGAAAGAUAAACAUAGAGAAUUAUAAUAUGUAUAACAGUAGUGUGGAAAUUGCAGUUGUGUAUUAGAUACUUUAUAUUAAAUGUGCAUCAGAGUCAUAUAGAGAUGGAAAUUAUUUAAGAAGAGGAUAAAGAUGAUAAUUCAACUAUUUAUUUCUAUAAAAAAGAGCGAUGUGUAUAAUGUUGGCAUGUUUGUGUUCAAGCAUCAAUCAUUAAGUUGCCUUCUUAACUGUUCUGCUACUGUGACAAGAAAAUUAUUAGAUGUUUAAUGAGCUUUGAUUGCCUGCAGGUUAAUAGCGUUUCUCUUUAUUUGCUCCAGUCUGUUGUUGCACUAGUGAGAAAAAAGAUAUUUCAGAUGUUUAUUAUAAAAGUGUUGUUUUUUAGUGUUCAGCUUUCUCUCAGUAUUUGACAAAAUAUGAUGCACUUUUUUUCCUGAACACAUGUAUCGACCCGUCGAUCUUCGGUUUAGUCGGAAACGUCGCUGGUUUCUGUCAGCGGGAUGCCGGGCGGCGUUUUCUGUUGUGGUGUGAAACCAAGUGAUUUUGGAAACACAGCGAUUACAGAUGAUCUUCUAUCACUGAACAGAUGUACAUUUAGCCUCUUUUCUCUUACUCCAUCUCUCAUAGCUCACUAGUUGGGAAGUUAGAACAGUCAAACUGAUUCAAGUGCUUUUUAGGUUCAUUGCCAGUAUGACCUUAUGUUCACCCUUUGCAUUUGUUACUGUCUUUGUUUUAGUUUUGCAUUAUAAUGCUGAUUUCACGCUCAUACCAACAGUAUUUUGCUUUAUUGUGAAAAUGGACCCGCUGAUGAUGUAACAGAGCCUGCGUGCUCUGAAACUGCAGAUUAGAGGUGCCAGGUACGCCAGAAUCACUUUUUGGCCUAUACCUCUCCAAAUAUAAAGCAGAAUUAUUUGUAAUUUAUUUAUUUAGAUUCAGAAACUGGAGCAUCACUUAUAAACCACGGUGCUUCAACAUUCUCAUGUUUAUUUCAACGUUUCACAUUUCAAAUCAAGUUGAAUUCCUCCUGUUUUGCAGUUCUACGUAUUAUGUAUCAUAAUGUGCAAUUGAAAAACAGUGUCUGAGUGUUCAUGUACCUCUCUGUACAUAUUUUAUGUAUGAGUGAUUGUACUCUGCCCAUUCAUCUGAAUAGUAUUUUAAACAUUACCUCAACACUUAUCUGGGCAAUUAAGUGUGCGUUUUGUCUUUGUAAUUCUUUUCAACUCCGACUGCCAUCGACAGGUACGCCAAUUGACCCAUGAACUUCAUCCAUGUUGCGACAAUGACAAAAUGGAUUCUAUCGCUGAAAAAACUUUCCUAAAAGAUGAUCAGCCUUCUGCGAUGACUGC
Cyclopterus lumpus (lumpfish) is the source of this 5485-nucleotide messenger RNA. RefSeq names its product F-box protein 41 (gene fbxo41). The transcript has 14 exons. Gene Ontology annotation, molecular function: protein binding. The record is from RefSeq and is a predicted model, not a curated record. Bases 1 to 2508 code for a protein of 835 amino acids. Lineage: Eukaryota; Metazoa; Chordata; Actinopteri; Perciformes; Cyclopteridae.